AUGAGAGCAAGUUUAUUUUAGUAGUUAAGAAAAAUAAGAGCAGAAUCUGCUAAGGUUGGAGGAAAUCGUAAUAAAUAAAUUCUUGAUACUUCUGAACUUGGAGGUAGGCAAAGCUUUUAUAGAAAAAGAAGGUUUGAAGACCCUAAUAAUACUGUAAUUGAAUAAACAAGUUCAUUUCGAUUUCAUGAUAAGGAAAAAUAUGAAUAGGAAAUCAAAUAUCUUAAGAACAAUUUGCACUCUUUAGAAAAUGAGAAUAUUAAGCUUAAAACUAAAAUUCAUUAAUUAGAAGGUAAGCACCUUCAACUUAAUAUUAGAUAAUUAAUUAAAAUAAGAAAAAAUGUUACAAGAAUUAGAUCGUAUAGGUCCUGUUAAGACUUAAUUAUUAAAAUCUUUGAAUUAUGCAACUGCUUUAAAUGCAUUGAAAAAAGAAUUAAAUAAUAUGAAAUAAGAAAUCUAAAAAAAAGAUUAAGAACUUGUUAAUAUGAAAAAAAAUCAAAGAUUUACUUAGAUGAAUGAACUAUAAAUUGAAAGAACUGCCUUUUAAGAAGAGACAGUUAGAUUAAGAUAAUAAAUUGAAUCUUUAUUUUAAGCUAGUCUAUACAAUUUAUAAUAGAAUAAUGUAGAAUAAGUAAUUCAAGAAAGAUUAUUUUAAUUAAUUUUAUAAAUUUAAGAAUAUGUUGUACAAAAGAGUGAAAUGGAAAAAAUAAUUGAAAGACUUAAAAAAGAAUGUUUGAAAUAUAGAGUAAUAAAUAUUUAAUAUGUUUAGUCUUAUUAAAUAGAAUAAGAAUUUAGAAGCAAAAAAGAAAUUAAAAAAUUAUUAGAUCAAUUAAAAGAAGAAGCCAACAAUACCUAAAAAGAAAGUAGUAAAGAAACUUAAUAUUAAACUAAACCAGAUGAAUUAUAAUUAUUAACAGACCUGAUGUUUGCAAAAUAAGAAAUCUAAGGUAAAUAAAAAGAAAUAGAAAAUUUAAAUUAAAUUAUAUCUGAUCUCGAAAUGUAAAUUAAAGAAUUAACUAUGGUGUAGAAAUCAGAAAUUUAAGAAAUUUAACCAUAAUCUCAAAGGGUUGAUGUAUCUACAAAAUCAAAGGUAACUAAAAUCUAAUCUCCAGUAUUUGCAACUGAAAUCAUGUAAGAAAUAGCUUUGCCAGUAAAAAAAUCAAUAAUGACCUAAGAUUAAAUGUAAUAAUAAGUGAAGUAACCUCAAAGAAGAAAGAUAGUACCAGUGAAAUUCGAAGAAAUUAAAAAUAUUGGAGAAACAUUGAAGUAUCGAUUAAUGGCGAUGGAUAUUAAUAUUUCAUAAUUAGAUGAAUAUUUAUUUGAUGGAGACUCUAUGACAUUGAAAGUAUUAAAAGAUAAGUUAAGACUUUAUCCAUUUAAUUUAACAAAUGAAGAGUCUUUAUUGGUUUCUCGUUAUAUUAUGGAAGGCGAGAAUGACAUAUAUGAAUUAUAAGAGACUGCUUCAAAUUAUAAUCCAUACAUUCGUUCGGUUUUAAGAAGGAUAUUGACAAAUUAUAAAUUAGAAAUUGUAAAAAAUUAAUUACUACAUUCUGAAAAAUUAAAAGAUGUCUUAACUAGAUUUAAACCAUUCAUUUUAAGCAAUAUUAAACAAAUUUAUGGAAAGGAUUGCAUAAGAUUGAAUAAAUAAUAGUUUAAUGAGGCAUUAAUGUCAUUAAAUAUAGAAUUAAAUUAGUUUGAAUUAGAUUAUUUAAUAGUUUAAGGGAUUUUGGAAAGUAAAGGUGUCGAAUCAUUAAAUUAUGAGGAGAUGCUAAAAUAUGAAAUAAAGAAAGUUUAAGAUUAACAACUUUCUUUUUUAUUAACUGAAUUAAAUAAUUAAUAAAAUUAGAAGGCUGAAAUGUCUGUAAUCGAAGAAUGUCCAGAGAAAUUUUCAGAAAUAGAAUAACCAGAGUAAUUAGAUUAAAAAUAAGAGUAAAUAAAAAAUGAUUCAGAAAAAAAUGAAGAUAAUUAAUAUGUUACAUUUGAUAAAUAUGUUAGUGAAUAAUUUGAUUCUGAUAGUGAAGAAUCAAAAUAAGAAAUAAUGACAUCCGCAUUUAAUUUGGGAUAAUGA
Paramecium sonneborni is the source of this 2065-nucleotide messenger RNA. Lineage: Eukaryota; Ciliophora; Oligohymenophorea; Peniculida; Parameciidae. The record is from the annotation of a GenBank genome assembly.